This is a messenger RNA of Ixodes scapularis (black-legged tick), 3612 nucleotides long. Its product is annotated as protein-tyrosine sulfotransferase 2. The coding region runs from base 2 to 859 and encodes 285 amino acids. Gene Ontology annotation, molecular function: protein-tyrosine sulfotransferase activity. Lineage: Eukaryota; Metazoa; Arthropoda; Arachnida; Ixodida; Ixodidae. The record is from RefSeq and is a predicted model, not a curated record. Gene Ontology annotation, cellular component: Golgi apparatus. The transcript has 3 exons. Gene Ontology annotation, biological process: peptidyl-tyrosine sulfation.
GAUGUAUGUAUAUCGCUGCUGCCUGCCCGAUGUUGUCCAUUCUCCGGGUCCCCUGCAGGUGCUGGAUGCGGCGAUGUCUGCCUUCAUCUUGGAGGUGAUAGUGCGCCACGGCAAGCCCGCCCCACGCCUGUGCAACAAGGACCCGUUCACCCUUAGGGCGGCGGUGUACCUGCACCGGCUCUUCCCCAGGGCUAAGUUCCUGCUCAUGAUCCGGGACGGCAGGGCGGUCGUUCACUCCAUCAUCACCCGCAAGGUGACCAUCACAGGCUAUGACCUGUCAGACUACCGUCAGUGCCUGAAGCGGUGGAAUGCAGCCAUGACUUCGAUGUAUGCCCAGUGCCAGCAGCUGGGGCCAGGGCUCUGCCUGCCCGUGUACUAUGAGCAGCUGGUGCUUCACCCCCGUGCGUGGAUGCAGCGUAUUCUGGCCUUUCUCGAGGUGCCCUGGAACGACUCGGUGCUGCACCACGAGCAGCUCAUCAACCAGUCUGGCAUUGCUCUCUCCAAACUGGAGCGGUCGACGGACCAGGUGAUCAAGCCCAUAAACCUGGGGGCCUUGAGCAAAUGGGUGGGCCACAUCCCAGAAGACGUGGUUCGGGACAUGGCCAAGGUUGCGCCGAUGCUGGCGCAGCUGGGCUACGACCCGGCCGCCAAUCCUCCGGACUACGGGCAGCCAGACAACUUUGUCCUAAACAACACGCUAGAAAUCAAGAAGAAGAUGGAGGAAUGGCAGGCGAGGGAAAGGGAACUAGAGGAGCACAGGGAACUCAUCAAGCAGUCCAUUGCCAAAAAGAAGGCAGCGGUUCCAGAUGGUGUCAUCAACGACGCCGUUGCGGAAAAAGCACUGGCUGUCGAGAAGUGAUGGGGCUCUUACCUUUCUCGGGUUGCUAGGGGACAAGGGGUCUGGUGAAACAGGGUCGGGAUGACUUGUUUCUGCAUGUGUGAACUUCGUGGUGUGUGGUUGUGCAGCGUAGCAAGAAGCGGUAUGACGGCAGUGGGAUGAGGCCCGAGGCACAGGUAUCUGCGACAAUAUGGGCAUUGCGCACAUAGUUUUUGCAGUGCCAUGUGCUACGAUGCAUGUGUGUGUGUCAAACCUUCACGGAACUGUUUUGUGUGCAGCCUGCCAGUGUGUGAAAGCGAACUAGGAAUUCAAUUAGGGUCCACCUACACAUCUACAUAGACAUUGGGAUCUUCAUAAUGUCAAGAAACUCUUGAGUGAAACCAUCGGUACUUGCAACAAGUGAGAGUUAUCUAGACAAUCGAACCGGACAAGGGGAACACUUGUGGUACCAUCCCUUAUUUCAGUCAGAAGGAUAGCCCAGUUUGAGCUGUGGCAAAAAGAUGUCACCACGAAAUGUUGCUAUGCCUUCAGGACCUCUUGAGAAACAUGGUAAGCAAGUGUAGCGAUUUACCUGAACUAUUUCCAGCUGUGGUGUGUGCGGGCUCAAACAUCCAGCUGAGAAUGUUGCCACAAUGACGAUGCAUGAAUGGCAUUUGGCAGCAUUGUGUUCAACGAAGACAUUGGCAGCCAUCGGCCGCAUCUAACUGCAACCGUGAGAUUUGUGGUAACUGUGUGGAACACCACCCUUGUGACAAACGUGCGGUUUGAACUUUGUAAACCUCAAGUGGUGCCUGUUUCAGCUCAAGUGUGUUGAGGGGAAGCACAGCUCCCAAGUCUUUGAUACAGUGAUAUCUGUUGCAUAUGUCGUGUUUUUGCUUUGCUGCUAGGGUAACAAAGAGUGUGCACAUGCCCAAACUAGUGUGCCCAUAUUGAGUUGUAAAUGUAGUAAAGACAUUGAUGAGGUGGCACAAGCAUCAUAAGAGAAAUAAUAUAGGGACUGUUGGACAUCAAAACAACUCGCAUCAAACACGUGUGAGAAUAAGUCACUGUCUUUUUUCAUUUACAAACGUCAUAGGCCUUCUGACAAGUGUGUCACUUUUCAGGAAACAUUCUAUUUUAUGUUCAAGUAACAGGAACCUCCACAUUACAGUUGAGGUGUGUGUGCAUCGGCUGUCAAACGAUCUCCGAAUUGGGCGGCGUUGUACCAUGAGAAGGAUUGCAUUUUCUUUUCGUUUCUAAAUUAAUCAUGGGCAGGCCUGUAGUCUCUAGUGGAAUACAUCAAAGUUCUCAAAUGCCUCGAGGAAGUGAUAAGCGAAUCUUUGGGCGAGGAGCUGUUUCAUGCUGUGUUGACAGCUCUCUUCUAUAUGGUAUGUUGCAACAUCAUCUAUUUGUACUCAUCGUUAUGUGCUCUUUUAACAUCAUUUAAUUUUUUCUUUUAAUUUCUGGGAGUGAGGGGGCUGGGUCUGGUGAUUGGAUGGUUUGAAGACUGUUUAAUUUGUGUUGCACAUUUUUUUUUUUUUUUUUUGUAAAGUAGUCUCAAUUUUUGCAGCAGCUGUUCACAAUACCAUUACUGCACAAUCGAGAAAGGGUGGUGUCUGAUCUUGUCAGGGUUUGAAGGUAGCGCUUUUGACUUGCUGGGUGUUUAGUCGUAAAAAAACAAAGUGUGAAAAAAAAAGAAUUUUUGCUUAACAGCUAGGGUACAGUUAAUUAAAAAAUGCUGUAGAAGCAUGUAGCAUUAGUAAAGCCCUCAUUUAGUGUAUGACAGUUUCAUAAGCAGCCAUUUUGGACAUUAUACUAAAAGUCAUUUGUGUGCAUGUGAGUAUUCAGUUUAGACAAUUUGUAGACACUCAGAUGAAGGUCAGAACACACAUGCAGCGAGCUAGCUGUUAACAAGGAAUAUAGAGCUUUUCACAAUCACUGGUGCCAACUUCGUUUGUGUACUAACAUAGGGAAUGUUGAUGCGGCUGGAAAAAAGCCUGAAGGACGACACUGGCAGAAAGGAAGCUCAAUGUGUGAAUUGCACGGGCAUCAUCAUCAAGGUCAACCACAGUUUUGGGGCAGAGUUUUCGGGUGGAAAUGACCGCCCUUUAUCAAAGUAAAUGCACCUGGCAGAAUGCAUGGGUACUUGCCAUUUAUAGUACCCGCCCGGCAAGCCAACGGUAGUUAUAAAGAAGCCAAACUUUUCAGAACCACGGUGUUUGAGCAUUGCCUUUAGUUUUUCCUUGUGUGCAAGGAACCCUUUUUGAAGGACCCAUGUUCAGUCAAGAUUGAAAAAUUUCUACAAGAAAAGUUUUGUCAAAGAUGUAUGUUUCUCAUUCUGUAGCACAUGGGCAGUGAGUGCGGAUGAAUUUUCUGUUUCUUGUUCGGCUUUUGCGUUGGCUAACGUGACCAAAUAAGUGCCUUUGUCCCGUAACACGACAUAUCGUGCACAACUGUGUCAUUGCAGUUCUUUUUUUUUUAUGUUCGCUCAUUGUAAAAAAAAAAAAAAGCUAUUCCUCAAUUCUAUCUGUGGGACCAAAGCACAAUGAAACUUCUUUCAUUGUCUACAUUGUCGGACUGUUUCUCAAGCUCCGCAGAAGGAGCAUGUAACUAAAGAAGACGGUGUGCAAUGCGACAACUGACGGUUAGUAAAGCGAAAAAAAAAAGGGAAGUGUGUUACAUGCCAUACGAGUAUAAAUAUAUAUAUAUAAUAUAUACAGACACGUAUAUAUUUUGUUGACUGUGUAGUGGAGUAAUUUAUUGAAGAAACGGCAGUGUCCAAGCUUGAGAAAGUA